GGACUUUUACGUGGACGACGGCUUGAAAUCCUUCUCUUCUGUAGAAGCAGCAGUGGACCUACUAAAGAGAACGCAAGACACUCUCUCAGCAUCAAACGUGCGACUGCAUAAAAUUGCCUCAAACAGGAGAGACGUAAUGGAGGCAUUCCCAUCCCGUGAUCAUGCCAACAACUUCAAAGAUUUGGAUCUUGGCGCUGAUGAUCUUCCCAUGCAACGCAGUCUGGUCCUCAACUGGGAUUUGAUGUCCGACACCUUCGUCUUCAAGGUGAGCGAUGAAGAGAAACCCUUCACCCACCGAGGCAUCCUGUCUACUGUUAAUGGCAUUUACGAUCCUCUUGGAUUUAUCGCCCCAGUCACUAUUCAAGGCAAAGCCAUCUUACGAGAGCUUACAAGAGACCACGGCGACUGGGACUCUCCCCUUCCACCAGACAUGAAACAGACAUGGGUCACAUGGCGAUCGUCUCUAGAAGAUCUGGGAAGUCUCCAGGUACCUCGGACAUAUGCAGAACCCUCUCUGGCAGGAAUGUUGCGACGAGAUCUAUGUGUCUUUUGUGACGCCUCUACUAAGGCAAUCGCUGCAGUAGCCUAUCUCAGGCUAACAGAUACAGAGGGUACCAUCCAUGUAGGGUUUGCUAUGGGAAAGGCUAAGUUGGCCCCCCUUAAUGAACAUACGGUGCCGAGGCUUGAGCUUUGCGCAGCUGUCCUUGCUGUAGAACUGGCAGAGCUCAUCUCCUCAGAGAUCGACACACAACUGGAUGAGACUAUCUUUUACAGCGACAGUAAGGUAGUACUCGGUUACAUCAAGAAUGAGACCAGACGCUUCUACGUGUACGUCAGCAACCGAGUAUUAAGGAUAAGAAGGUCUUAUCGCCCUGAACAGUGGCAACAUGUGCCAACAGAACUCAACCCGGCAGAUAUCGCUACAAGGUCCGUUAUAGCUGCACAUCUCUCAGAUACCAGCUGGCUGUGUGGACCCCUAUUUCUGAAAGAGCCCUUGAAAAACCAGUCUGAAGAAGACAACUUUGAGCUAGUUGACCCUUCAUCAGAUCCAGACAUUCGUCCGCUAGUGUCAACAAUGAGCACAACCAUGUCAAGCAGACUACUUGGAUCUCAACGCUUCUCCAAGUUUUCAAGUUGGAAAUCGUUGACCCAUGCAGUCGGUCACCUUAUCCAUAUUGCUCGCCACUUCCAGAAGAACUCUGCAACCAAAGACAAUGUUUGCAAAGACUCCCAUCUCUGUCACGCGGUGAUCUCUACAAACGAACUCUUACAGUCUGAGCAAAUCAUCAUCUGCACUGUUCAACGGGAGAUCUACGCUGAUGAGUACAGCUGUCUGCAGAAGGAGGAAAGUCUUUCUAAAGACAGCCCCCUCAAAGCCCUCGAUCCCUUCAUUGAUAAUGAUGGCCUUCUGAGAGUUGGAGGUCGUAUCAAAGAAGCUCAACUUCAGCAACAGGAGAAAAACCCCAUCAUUAUUCCCGGCAGUCAUCAUGUAGCAGUACUCUUGAUCCGACACCAUCAUGAGAAAACUCAACAUCAAGGGCGACUGUUCACCGAGGGUGCCAUACGCAGUGCCGGAUUCUGGAUAGUUGGUGGAAAAAGACGGGUGAGCAGUGUGAUUCAUGCAUGCGUCAUAUGUCGUAAACUACGAGGCCCCCAUCAGACACAGAAGAUGGCCGACCUUCCGGAAGAUCGCCUCUCUACUGAACCUCCAUUCACAAAUGUUGGCUUGGAUGUGUUCGGACCGUGGGCUGUGUCUUCACGACGUACAAGAGGUGGCUUCGCUCAGAGUAAACGGUGGGCAGUGUUAUUUACCUGCAUGAGUGUUCGAGCUGUCCACAUUGAGGUAAUAGAAUCUCUCGACACGUCAAGCUUCAUCAACGCUCUUCGGCGUUUCCUUGCUGUUAGGGGCCCUGUGAAGCUUAUUCGUUCAGACCGAGGAACUAACUUUGUCAGCGCGUGUAAAGAGCUGAAGAUCUCCUCAAACAUCAUUAAUGCUUCGGUCGAGAAGUAUCUCUUGGAUCAAGGAUGUGAAUGGAAGUUCAACGCUCCUCACGCCUCUCAUAUGGGUGGUUCAUGGGAGAGGAUGAUUGGAGUAGCACGAAGGAUUCUGGACUCCAUGUUCCUCCAGCUGGGAGCUUCACGACUCACUCACGAAGCACUCACUACACUGAUGGCAGAGGUUGCUGCAAUCAUUAAUGCCAGACCUCUGAUCCCAGUGUCGACUGACCCGGACGACCCCCUCAUCCUUACUCCAGCGACCCUCCUCACCCAAAAGGUGAGUAUUCCUUCUGCCCCAGUCGGUGAUUGGAUCAAAGACCUUCGCAAGUCCCAGUGGCGUCAAGUCCAACAUCUUGCCCAAACUUUCUGGAGUAGAUGGAAGAAACAAUACCUUGCAUCACUUCAACCACGGAGAAAGUGGACGGCCUCCACCCCAGACCUUCAGCUUGGGAGUAUUGUCCUUCUCAAAGACAACCAGCUUGCAAGAAACGAGUGGCCUCUGGGCUUGAUUACUCAAGUCUUUCCAAGCAAAGACGGUAAGGUGCGGCAAGUGGAGAUCAAGGUCUACAGGAAAGAUGGGACUAAACUCUUCCUGCAUCCCAUUUCAGAGACAGUCCUCCUCCUUGCUCCUGAUUAGGAACAAUAAGAGCUGUAGGGACAUUUAAGUGAUGACAUUUGAUAAUGCCAGGCGGGGAGUGUUCUGCCACAGUUAUUAAGAUUACUUUAUUUAGUGUGUUUAUUUCCGAGUCAUUUCAGUUGGUUCUGUUAAGUGAACUGUACCUUUAAGAAACACGCAGAUAGGUCACGUGUUUAGACUCCAGAAGUAUUUCAGACAGGUGCGCACAACUCCGCCUCAUUCCUCGUGUUUCUCAGCAAACAACUAUCACAUCUUAUGCUGUUCGUGGCAUCGUUGUUUUACCCUUGCAAUUGUCAAUAAACCUGGCCUCCAUCAGUCAACCUGGUGUUCAGAGUUUUGAUGAGCGGAAGGUGUUGAACUUACUGCCUUCGUGUACAAGUGUGCUUAAGGAAGGCAGGAUACACAUAAUUAUAGAUGACAGUAAAAUACUUGGUUUGGAACAGAGGAGCAACUUCAAAUGAUAAUAUUACGCCUAUAUAAAAAAA
Nerophis lumbriciformis (worm pipefish) is the source of this 3120-nucleotide messenger RNA. RefSeq lists its product as uncharacterized. Gene Ontology annotation, biological process: DNA integration. Lineage: Eukaryota; Metazoa; Chordata; Actinopteri; Syngnathiformes; Syngnathidae. Gene Ontology annotation, molecular function: nucleic acid binding. The record is from RefSeq and is a predicted model, not a curated record.